This is a messenger RNA of Eimeria acervulina, 888 nucleotides long. RefSeq names its product syntaxin family protein, putative. Gene Ontology annotation, biological process: Golgi vesicle transport. Gene Ontology annotation, cellular component: membrane. Bases 1 to 888 code for a protein of 295 amino acids. NCBI's taxonomy places the organism in Eukaryota, Apicomplexa, Conoidasida, Eucoccidiorida, Eimeriidae. The record is from RefSeq and is a predicted model, not a curated record. The transcript has 5 exons.
AUGCUGGAGAACGGCCUGGGGGACCCUUUCUAUGCGGCUCGCGACGAGGUGCAGGCGAACUUCGCGCAGCUGCAGCAGCUGCAGCACGAAUGGAAGCAGCAGCUGCAAACCCGCGGCCACCCUGCCAAGUGCAGCAGUUUAAAGAGCACUAUUGAUGCUUCAGCGGAGGCACUGGCAGAGGAUUUGCGCGCCUUAGAAAAGGCAGUUGCUGUUGCAGCCAAACACCAGCAGCGUUUGGGGCUGCAUGCAGAUGAAGUGGAGAGAAGGAGACAAUUCGUGCGGCAGCAGCAGCAGCAACUCGACGCCCUACGCGCAGACGUUAAGGCGGCAGGGGCCUCUCAGCUGUGGCUGAAUGAGGGCCCCACACCCCACGGGGACUUCUUCGAAGAAGCCGAACAGAAGCAGCAGACGUUGGUGCAGCAGCAGGACGAGCAGCUGGAAGAGCUGGCAACUGCUGCUUCGCGGCUGCACGAAACAGCUUUGACAAUAAAUCAAGAGUUGGCGACACAGCAACGAAUGCUUACGGACUUAGAUGAUACUGUUGAGAGACAAGGUAGAUCUGCUGCCGCUGCUGCUGUUGCUGUUGUUGCUGUUGUUCUUUUUCCUGGAGCUGCUGCUGGGGGUAGUGCACCUGGUGGUAGUGCUGCUGUUGCUGUUGCUGCUGCUGAUGCUGCUAAUGGUGCUGCUGCCGCUGCUGCUUGUGGCGGUGCUGCUGCCGUUGCUGCUGGUGAUAGUGCUGCUGCUUUUGCUGCUGCCGCUGGCGGUUCUGCUGCUGUUAGUGGUGCUGAUGCUGUUACUGCUGAGCGGUUGCGUAGGCAGCUGAUGCAGCAAGACACAGCAGCAGCAGCAGCAGCAUAUCUUCUGUUUGUUUUGCAGCUACCGAAAUGA